AUGCUCGUGGCGGUGGCUGGGGCGUGGUGGUCUUGGAUUAACGGUGGUGUUUGGUGUUACGGUGAGUUCGGUUCGUCUGAGGAACCUUUGUCUAUGUGCUACGACGUUUGGCGAUUAACGUUAGGGAAUGUUUGUGGGCCCAGAUCGUUUUCGAAAUCUCAUGGGCUCGGGUUCAUAUUUGGGCCUGAAAUGGUCCAAAUUGAAACUACGAGAGACGGAUCAAUCUCAUCUUUCUCAUUGCCCCCAGAAGGAGAAGAGUUGCAGCAAAUAUGGAUUCAUAUUUCGCAUGUUCUGCGAAAAACGAACAAAAUUCACACAUAG
Molecule: messenger RNA, 321 nt
Organism: Sphenostylis stenocarpa
Lineage: Eukaryota; Viridiplantae; Streptophyta; Magnoliopsida; Fabales; Fabaceae
Source: the annotation of a GenBank genome assembly